GGUUGUUAAGCGAUAGAGAUAAACAUUUAAACCAAACAAAGUUUUAUUAGCUGACCAGGUCUUCAACAUUGACCUGCAAAUUCUUUAUGGAAAAUCCAAGUUUGUCUGAGAAGUAGAAGCUUGAGAAAGAUAAUUCAAAAACUUUGCAACAAAAGUUAUAGCAUCCUAUCAGAGAAUAUCACUUCAAGUGGUAUUAAGCAGUUGAUGCUGCAAAUUUCAAUGUCUUACUGAAGCUGUAAACAAGUUAGUUCCUAUAUUUUUGCAAAACUUGGAGAUUCAUACCAGGAAGGUUAUUGUGCAACAGCAUCGACUGGAUGACGGCAACAAGGUUUCUGUAAGCAUUCUCUUUCCCAGGAACAAUAAGUGGAGUAUUAUUCAAACUUCUUUCCAUCUGCUAAGCGAUGAAACACAAGCAAGAACCAACUCUGGCUAACAGUGUUGCAGACUCCUUGUUGGCAUCCAUCUCCGGGAUCACAGUUUCAGUAGUAUGCAUAGAGAUAGAACAGGAGACUUUUAUUGAAUUUGGGUGCUAUCUCUAUCGAGCUUCUAUAGUUGUAAUGGAAUUAAAGACAACUGAAAAUUCCCCACCAAAUACAAUUGAGAUUUUGCAAUCUCUAUCGAAAAGCAUUGACUUGGCUAAGGAAAUUUUAGAGAGAUGCCAAAAAGGCACCCAACCCAUUUCAAAUUCAGAACUCGGAAGCAUUAUAGUGCAGCUAGAGGAAGUGAUAAAACACAUGGGAGAAAGUCUGAGCUUAAUACCAUCAUCAACAUUUAAGGACCAAGAAUAUGCAGAACUUGCAGUCAAUUCUCUUUCGAAAGAGAUGCAGAAUGUUUGCUUUGCUAGUCAAACAUCUCCGAGAAAAGAUAUAGAUAUGCAGAUGUUGUCUUUGGAUGAGCAAGCAAAGAAAGAACUAACACGAACAGAAACCGAAACCGAAACCGAAAGGGACCUCUACUCCAUUAAUGUAGAGUUUUCCAUGGAUAACCCUUAUCUGUUAGAUGCCCCUUACAUUGUUAAAAGUGCAAGUAGCAGUACCAGGAGCAGCAGGGUAAAACAAGGAAGCAUGAGCAGCUCCAUAAAGGCCUCCCAACAGGUAGCUCAAUUCAUGGAGCCUAUGUAUGAAACUUUCUUCUGUCCAUUGACAAAGAAAAUCAUGGAUGAGCCAGUCACCAUCGAAAGUGGAAUAACCUAUGAGAAGAAAGCAAUCAUUGAUUUGUUUGAGAAGCAUGGAAAUACAGAGGAAGUUUUCUGCCCGGUCACUUCCCAGAAGUUGGUUAGCAGAGUUUUCAACAGCAACAUUGCCCUCAAGUGCACAAUUGAGCAAUGGAAGGAAAGGAAUGAAGUAGCAAGGAUUAAGGUUGCUCGGACAGCUUUGUCAUUAGCUAGUUCAGAGCAAAUGGUACUUGAAGCAAUAAAAGAUGUGCAAACCAUCUGCCAAGGGAAGCCACAGAAUAAGCUACAGGUUCAGGCUGUGGGGAUGUUGCCUCUGAUAAUUAGGACUCUGGAGUAUGAAGACACAAAUGUUAGAUUUGCAGCACUGGAACUUUUACAAAAGUUGGCAGAGGAUGAUGAUGACAGCAAGGAAAUGAUUGCUGAGGAAUUGGAUUUUUCGCUGAUAAUAAAAUUGCUGUCUUGUAGUCACCAGCCUUUAAGGCACUCAUCAUUGCUCUUGUUGCUUGAGCUUUCGAAAUCCCAGUACUUGUGUGACAAAAUAGGUUUGGUUCCUGGAGUGAUUCUAAUGCUGAUUACCAUCAAAUACAAACCAUCAACUGAUGUCUUUGCUUCGGAGAAGGCUAAUGAAACCUUGAAGAACUUAGAGCGAUCACCAACAAAUGUCAAACUCAUGGCAGAAAAUGGAUUUUUAGAACCCCUUUUGUAUAACCUUGUUGUAGGAAAUGAAGAGAUAAAGACAGAAAUGGCAAGCUACCUCGGAGAAACCGUUCUUGAACAUGACAGCAGAACCUAUGUGGCUGAGAAGGUCUCUCCUUCUCUCAUCGGAAUGGUACAUAGUGGAAAUCCUCUCACUAGAAUGGCAGCAUUUAAAGCUUUAUCACAAAUGUCAUCAUACCAGCCUAAUGGAAAAAUACUUAUAGAAGCUGGUAUUGUACAAAUCAUGGCUGAAGAAAUGUUCACUAGGAGAAUCUACGAUGAACUAAUGGACUCGAAAAUUGAAGCAGCUGCAAUACUUGCUAAUAUAUUUGAGUCCGGGCUUGAGCAUGAGAAUCUCCGAGUUAAUUCCCAUGGACACACAAUGGCUUCAGACUAUGUAGUGUACAACAUCAUCUACAUGCUCAGGAACUCAACCCCAGAUGAACUAAACGUUAACCUUAUCAGAAUUCUUUCGUGCCUGACAAAGUAUCCCAAAUCAAUGGCCACAAUAAUCUCAUUGGUUAAAGAGAUUGAAACAAGCUUCACCCUCAUCGAACUCAUCAACAAUCCGCAUGAAGAACUUGCUGUUGCUACAAUCAAGCUAUUAAUUAUGCUUACACCCAAUAUGGGUCAUACACUAGCAGAUAGACUUUGCAAAACGAGAGGGCAACCAGAGAACCUUAUACAGAUCCCAAAUGACGUAACCAGAAUCACCGAGAAGCAGGCAGUUUCAGCCAAGUUCCUUGCAGAACUCCCACACCAAAACCUGACACUAAACUUAGCUCUGCUCUUCAAAAUUGCAGUCCCAACAAUCCUUCAAACUAUCAGCCAAAUUCAAAGAAGUGGAACAAGAUCAAGCAGGUAUGCAACCAGUUAUCUAGAAGGCCUAGUAGGCAUUUUAGUCAGAUUCACGACGACUCUAUACGAUCCUCAAAUACUGUUUCUAGCAAGAACCCAUAAUUUCACGAUGGUAUUCUCUGAACUUCUAAUGAAAUCAUCAAGUGAUGAAGUUCAGAGGUUAUCAGCAAUUGGGUUGGAGAAUCUCUCAUCAGAAUCAAUAAAUCUGUCAAAACCACCACAAGUAAAGAAAGCCAAGUUCAUGAAUCUAGUUAAUCUGCCAAAGUUUCUAUCUUUUAAAUCAUCAAGAAAAACAAAAAUAACAGUUUGCCCAGUUCAUAGAGGUGAUUGCUCUUCAGAAAACACAUUCUGCUUAGUCAAUGCAAAAGCAGUAGACAGAUUAUUGGCUUGUCUAGACCAUGAGAAUGCAGAAGUAGUUGAAGCUGCAUUAUCAGCUCUAUGCACUUUGCUAGAUGACAAAGUGGAUGUAGACAAGAGUGUGAAUAUGUUGAACAGUGUUAAUGCCAUACGACAUGUUCUGAAUGUUGUUAAAGAGCAUAGACAAGAUGGUCUAUGGCAGAAAUCGUUUUGGGUGAUAGAGAAGUUCUUGAAGAAAGGUGGGGGUCAGUCUGCUUCAGAUAUAUCUCAGGAUAGGUUGUUACCUGCUCUAUUGGUCAGCGCUUUUCAUCAUGGAGAUGGUAAUACAAGGCAAACGGCUGAGAAAAUUCUAACACAUUUGAAUAAGAUGCCAAGUUACAACACUUCCGGGUAUACCAUGUGAAAAAAACAAAAAAAAAAAAAAAAGAAAAAAAAAAAGAAAAAAAGUUCAUGUGUAAUGGUCUUUAGUACUGUAAUGCUGUAUUAAGGAAAUGCGAAGUUCAGGAGUAUGAGAGUGUGAUGGAAGAAUUGCUUUUUCUUCAGUCUGUAAAUCAAACAUUGCUGUCACCAGAGCAUGCCGUGGUGUAAACGAUGAAAGGUAAAUUCUGAUGAUUUGAUUGUUUGUUUUGAA
Ziziphus jujuba (common jujube) is the source of this 3716-nucleotide messenger RNA. RefSeq names its product putative U-box domain-containing protein 42. The coding region runs from base 402 to 3488 and encodes 1028 amino acids. Gene Ontology annotation, molecular function: protein binding; ubiquitin-protein transferase activity. NCBI's taxonomy places the organism in Eukaryota, Viridiplantae, Streptophyta, Magnoliopsida, Rosales, Rhamnaceae. The transcript is spliced from 5 exons. The record is from RefSeq and is a predicted model, not a curated record. Gene Ontology annotation, biological process: protein ubiquitination.